Molecule: messenger RNA, 4812 nt
Organism: Trypanosoma theileri
Lineage: Eukaryota; Euglenozoa; Kinetoplastea; Trypanosomatida; Trypanosomatidae
Product: putative synaptojanin (N-terminal domain), putative,inositol/phosphatidylinositol phosphatase
Exons: 1
Coding region: 1-4812 (1603 amino acids)
Biological process (GO): phosphatidylinositol dephosphorylation
Cellular component (GO): intracellular membrane-bounded organelle
Molecular function (GO): phosphatidylinositol-3,5-bisphosphate 5-phosphatase activity
Source: RefSeq, a predicted model, not a curated record
AUGAGGGAAUGUUCAAACACAAUGCCUAGCAAUACCAAUAGAGAAGAACAUGGAGAAUGGUAUGAUUGUGAUGUAUCCCUUCAGCCUCCCCAUCGUGUCCCACUUGACAGAAUUACCGUUUUUGAUACGUUUUCAUGUUGUUACGUGAUUGGCACAGAUGCCACGCGGCGUGAAUGCCGUGUACUGGAGUUUAAUAAGUCUAACAGUAACACUUUAUUGUAUGAAGACAGUACAUCAUAUACCUCUGCAGAUGUAAAAGAUAUUAUGGCACGUUUUAAUGGAAAGGCUAAUACCCGUGUAAUACGAGGCAUUGCUUUAUUGGGUUGUGUUCGUUUUACGAAAGGGUAUUAUUUACUAUUAGCCACACGACGUCGAUUAGUGGCACGAUUGGGAUUUCAUCGUAUCUUUGAAGUAACAGAUAUUGAACUUAUUUCUUUAUGUGCACCUGUAACACCCGUUGCCGUAACCGUUGCAGAGGCAUCACCACUUCUACAAGCUCGUACGGUGGAGGAUUAUUAUCGAAAUCAAUUUCUUGCCGUCUCACUAAAGCAGAAUUUCUACUACUCCCACACAUAUGAUUUAACAAACACACUACAAGUGAAUAUGUCUGUGCCAUAUAGUAAACGUAAGGUCCGUAACAAAUUUGUAUGGAAUGAAUUUCUUCUAGAACCUUUUUUUAUACCCUUUACGGCACGUAGUACCCCAACAGAGGGUGAGGCUCUCCUUUCACCUGCUGGUAUUGGACGAUGGAUGGUGUAUCUACUACAUGGCUCUAUUGUACAGUGUCCUUUAUACUGUGUUGGGCGUCACGUACGCAUUACACUUAUAGGACGUGUGAGUAAAAACUUUGCAGGUGCACGUUACUUACGUCGUGGUGUGAGUAGUGAUGGUCAUGUUGCCAAUCAUGUGGAGGUGGAACAAAUUGUGAUGGAUGAAUCUACUUUACACACACACUAUACAAGGGGAGCCUUCUCAUCCUAUGUACAGGUGCGAGGAUCUGUGCCACUUCACUGGUUUCACCCACCAACACAGUUGCCAAAACCUCCAAUUAAAUUGGGUGUUUCGGAUUUGUAUUACACAGAUACACAGAAACAUUUCCAGGAAUUAAUAGAGGAUUACGGUGUACCAAUAAUUAUAGUAAAUCUCCUUCGGCAACGUGAGAAACGACCUCGUGAAAGUAUUCUUGGUAAUGAGUAUCGGAAGGCGGUGGCGACACUGAUGGGAUAUACACGUGAUAAUUCAACUGAGAAAAGGAAGGUAACAGAUAGCGAGAGUGAAAAGGUGAUGAAUGUUAAGGAGGAAAAUAAAAGAGAAAAAGAAGAAAUUCUUUUAUAUUAUGAAUUUGAUAUACGUGAGUCAGCACGUGAUGCAUGGAAUAACACAACCGCCAUAGCUGAGGAGUCUCUUAAGAAGACUGGAUUCUUCGCUUGUCAUAGCAGCGGUCAUAAGGCUCAAUGGCAGGAAGGUGUGAUACGCAGUAAUUGUGUAGAUUGCAUUGAUCGUACUAAUCUCGCACAGUUUUUUUUUGGUCUCCACGCAUUGGGACAUCAAUUACAUGCAUUAGGUAUACUUUACUCCCCUGUGGAUCUCGCACUAUCACCUGAUGUUCAAAAUCUUCUAUUACGUAUGUUUCUUCUUAUGGGUGAUGCUAUAGCUGUGCAGUAUGGUGGUUCCCCACAGGUGGGUGCUGGUGUGUUGAACAGAGGUACUGGAUGGGAUAAAAUUAUGGGAAUUAAACGUCUAUACAAUAAUAUGGUAAGUGAUCGUGAAAAACAAUCUGCGUUAAAUAUUUUUCUGGGACGUUAUCAGCCAUACCCUAAUCCAUAUUCCACUGCAUGUAAUCCUGUCAUGCGUAUCCCUACUACAGCAUUUGGUGCUGUGGUUACCAAUAACAAUGAUAGCCGCAGAAACAGUUUCAGUAACAACAGUAAUAGUAAUAGUAAUAGUAACAACGAUAAUAGUGAUAGUGGGGUGGCAGAGUAUUUACGUUCAUCUAUGCAAAAUAUGAGCGUUUGGUUUGAUCGUAAUGAUAUUCGCGUUAGUCGAGUUGUAGACCUUUCUGAGAUUGAGUCUGAUUACUACUUGCAGGUGAAGAGUGCUCCAUCCCUGGCUAGACCUAAAAAUUCAAGUACUUGGUGGAAAGAAGCUUUACAACGUUUUCACCAUUCUAUGUGUUACCAAAAUACACCGUUGCCCUUAUUAUCAUCUCCACUAUUGUCAUCAUUAUCGCUUUCAGUGCCUAGUGUGUGGGAUUCACAAGAUAAGGAAAGGGAUGAAAUUAUCCGUAGUAUGUGUCUGAGAGAACGUGCUGCUACUAUGGGUUUGGACCUUGAUAAUGAUAUGGAUGAAGUUAUCACUAGUAAUACAGUGCAAGAAGAGGAAGUAUUUCAUCUGGAAUCGACUACAAUAGUGAACACACUUGUGCGGCACAUGACCAUAAUCCCUUCUCCAUCUCUUUCUAAAGAAACGACAGAGUGUGUGUAUGGUCUCAUGGAUCAUGGUGAGGAAAAGGAAGAGGAAGAGGAGGAAUGUGUCUAUCAUAAAAGUGAGGAUGCAUUGAUUGGGUUUGUACACAAUCAUUCUACCUUUCCAGAUGAAGUUCGGGCGAGUGUUUUUCACCAAGACAUUGAAGCCGUACGACACAUGAGUGAUGAUUGUGAACCCCUGAAAGAUUUACGCCGCAUGCAACUAGAAGUGUUAUCUAUGUAUGGUGAUCCAGUGGAUUGGAAUGCAGAAAUGCUUAUAGAGGCUUUAACAGAGGUGGAACCAGAAGUGAGUCCUCCGACAGUAAAUUACUUGCGAAGGAUAAAUGUGGAUAGGAAUGUGUUAUUGUACAAGUUGCCCAUAGAUUGUAUGGAGCAAGGGGAGUUACUCCAACGCUUUUCAGAUCUUGUGCGUCAAAUACCUCAAAGAGGUUUGGAAACUUCUGUACAUUUCCAAACCGCUGAAUUUGACAAACUGGUUGAAGAAAUGCAGUCUGUGUAUAUUGGCAACAAGGAUGAUCACAAUAAUAAUGAUAUUAAUAGUAAUAAUACUAAUAGUAAUACUACUAGUAAUAAUAAUAAUAAUAAUAAUAAUAAUAAUAGAGGUAAUAUUGCUUUCCCUGAUGCUACAUGCCGUCUUUUGCAACCCUUCUUUAAAGAGGCGGUGUAUCCUACUACAAUGGCUACAGUAGUGAGAAGACUGCUUCGAGAAAUGACCGAUGCGAAUAGUGGUGUACCUCGUAGUGAUCGUUUACGUUAUCGUGAAAAGGCUGGUCCACGUGUACCACACGCUCUUGUGGUAUUACAGUGUUUUACUGCGAAGGAACUGCAUUUGUGGUUAAUAUCUGAGUCAAGGCGUUUAGGACUCACACUGCACGAACAUGUUGAACCACAUGAAGCCUCACAAGCGGGAUGGAAGUUUAUGCUUUGGCUUGCACAUGCUAAUCUCAUUACACAAAUUAUUACAAAACCGGACUUUGGAGUUGUGGUUCAUCCUCCAGUAAAAGCAAGUGAUUUCACAUCCCGUACAAAAUUAUUUACUUUACCUUCUCUGGAGGAAAGGUAUAUUCUCAACAAGAGAAUAUCAUCUAGAGGUGCAGAACUUACAUUUACACGAGAAGAAUCUGCUGGAGUGGCUCUAUCUUUGCUUUCCCACUCAAGUAUUAUUGCCUAUACGGUAUCAUUGGUAAACCUGGCUUUUGGUUUACUUUCUUCAGUACAGGAAAUGACAGUAACUGCUGGAGGUGAUAACUCCAAGGACUCUUCCAUUCACACCUUAUUGGAAAGACUGUUGACACUUAGUACACAUCUUGUAAAAGUUAAUAUUUUGGCUCUUCAACCACGUGAUCGUUGGUGUUUCUGGGUCAAUGUGUUUAAUACAUUAUAUAUCCACGCGUGGUUAGUAGCCCCUGGACAACGUGCUCAGGAUUAUAAAAGUUUCUAUACUACCAAUGGAUAUGAUAUUGGAGGAUACUUCUUUUCUUUAAAUGACAUCAAAAAUGGUAUUCUUCGUGGGAAUAAACCCCCACCUUUUGCACUUUUGCCUCCUUUUGAGAAGGAGGAUCCUCGGCACUUAUUUAUACCAAUAGAGUUUGGGCCAAAAAUAGGAAAUGAAUAUAACGACAUUUUUGAAAAAGGAAACACAACAACAACAAUAAGAACAACGUUAGUACAUCGUAUUCAACGUCAAAUUCUAUUGGCUCUUAUCGACACUUAUUUACUACCCAAUAACUUUGAGAAUAUCUCUUCAUACAACCCGCGUACAAUCUUUGAGGAAGAAGAAGAAGAAGGGCAAAUAGGUAUGGACCAUACAGUAUCAAGCAUGGAUGUACCAAAUACAAGUGUGGACCCUGAGGAUAGUGAAAAUGAUAUUCCAUUUGAUACUGGAGAUGAAGAUCUUGACAUGCAAGAAAGCACACAUUUAGCUAAGAGUAUGCUGCAACGGGCAAGUGGAUUAUCUAUAGGAGCAACAUCAUGGUUUGCUUCAUGGUUUGCAAAUCGUUCAUCUAAUAAAAAUGUAACAUUCACACAUCCAUGCAUUCCUCUUACAUCUGAGGUAUUCUCAGAACAACUGAACACCAUUGAGGGUUACGUAUGGCGUUUACUUAACCAUCCCACACAAGUGAUGGUGACCCGCAAUGGUGUUCAGGUACCACACGCCGUAUUACAAUUACUUCUGUACCCUGAGGAAUUUGGUUCUAGUUGUGAUGAAAUAAUUCGAUUACUACAACAUCACUCACACACCAAUGCAACAGGAACAAAACGAAACACUUCUACCAUCAUUAAUAUUUCAGAAAAAAACUCUCCAUUUGCUCCAAGGAAACAUUAA